AUGUUUUACCAGUUUCACGUUAAUGUUGAACACCAAGACUACCUUCGAUUUCUCUGGUGGAGAAAUGGUAAUUGUGACUCUAAACCUCAAGAAUUCCGUAUGACCGUUCAUUUGUUUGGGGCUGGGUCAUCUCCGGGAUGCUCAAACUUUGCUUUAAAACAAGCCGCGAAAGAUCACGAGAAAGAUUUCGGCACAAUUGUCUCAAAUUUCAUUCAGAAGGAUUUCUAUGUUGACGAUGGUUUAACGUCAGUUUCGUCUGUGAGUGAAGCUAUCGACCUAAUCAGUAAGAGUAAGGAACUUUUAUUGUGUUGUGGAAUACGUUUGCAUAAAUUUCUAUCUAAUUCAGCAGAAGUUAUUGAAUCUAUACCGUGUCAUGAUCGUGCGGAAGGAGUAAAGAAUCUCGAUUUGACUAUCGAUGAUCUCCCAACAGAACGUGCACUAGGGAUUGAGUGGUGCAUUGAGUCGGAUGCGUUCCGAUUUCGAAUCAAACUUUCGGAUAAACCUUUAACGAGAAGAGGUAUACUUUCUAUUAUAAGUUCGAUAUACGAUCCGCUUGGCUUCAUAUCUCCUUUGUUAUUAGUUGGGAAACAAGUUUUACAAGAAAUGUGUAGGCUUAACACUGGUUGGGAUGAUGUGAUUCCUGAAGAUUUGCUACCACGUUGGCAACGGUGGAGAGAUGAACUGUUUAAAAUUGAGACUCUUAAGAUUGAUAGAUGUUUCAAGCCUGAUGGUUUUGGAACUGUGGUUUCCGUAGGGAUUCAUAAUUUUUCGGAUGCGAGUACAUUCGGCUAUGGAGUAUGCUCUUAUUUGCGACUAGUGGAUGCUAAUCAAAGUGUUCAUGUUUCAUUAGUCAUGUCGAAGUCCAGAGUGACUCCGUUGCGAGCUAUAACUAUUCCACGUCUUGAACUGACUGCAGCUGUCGUUGCUGUCAAUGUGAACUUACUUAUUAAAAAAGAAUUAGGAUACCCUACAGUUGCUCAAUAUUUUUGGACUGAUAGUCGUGUCGUAUUACUAGUAUUAGGGUAUAUAAACAACGAUGUUCGUCGCUUUCAAACAUUUGUUGCAAAUCGCGUCCAGAAAAUCCGAGAUCAUUCACAACCGAGAGAAUGGCAUCAUGUUACAACGAAAGCAAAUCCGGCGGACAUAGCGUCUAGGGGCGCAUCUGCUAAUGACUUAGUUGAAAAUUCAAUGUGGUUUAAAGGACCAGAGUUUCUGUGGAAAUCUGUAAUACCGGAUGACAAGGAAGAUUAUUCGAGUAUCGCCUUUGAGGCAGAUGAUCCUAACAUUCGUAAAAUUAACUCUUUCGCUCUGAAAACCGAGAACAGUUUUGAUGUGAUGAGACUGAGUUUUUGUUCUAGUUGGUUUCAACUUAAAAAGGUUAUUGCCUACUGUUUACGUUACAUGUCUAUUCUUAGAAAUCGAAUUGCUAAGGACACUAAUAUUGAAAAUCCUGUUGGACCUUUAAGGGUUAACGAACUUAAUAAAGCAGAAAUUGUGUUAUUGAAGCUAGUUCAAUCAGAAGUUUUUAGUAAGGAGUUGGAAACUUUGCGAUCCGUGAAACAGCUUUAAAAUGAGUCUAAUAGAAAUGACAUUCGUUUGCGUCGGAAGUAUAUACAAAAGAAUUCAACUUUGAGUAAGUUAGAUCCAUUUUUGGAUGAUCAUAACCUUUUACGAGUUGAUGGACGACUUGGUAACUCAAGACUAAGUUGUGCUGAGAAAUACCCAAUUAUUAUGCCGCGUAAGUCUUUCGUGACAGAACUUUUAAUUGCUCAUCAUCAUGAAUUGUGUGAACACCAAGGUCGUGGACUUACUGUGAAUGAACUUCGUUUAAACGGUUAUUGGAUUCUGGGAUGUACCAGUGCGGUUUCGGAAUACAUUCAUAAAUGUGUUAAAUGUAGGAAAUUGCGUGGUCGAUGUCAAGACCAGAAGAUGUCAAAUCUUCCCGAGGACAGAUUGGAAUCCACGGCGCCCUUUACGUAUUGCGGAGUUGAUUGUUUUGGCCCUUGGUUGAUCAAAGAGGGGCGUAAAGAACUCAAGAGAUAUGGUGUUCUGUUUACCUGUUUAAAUUGUCGCGCGAUUCAUGUAGAGACUGUCAAUACCAUGACUACUGAUUCUUUUAUCAAUGCGUUGCGUAGGUUUUUAACAUUUCGUGGUCCAAUACGAGUGCUUCGGUGUGACAACGGGACUAACUUUGUUGGAGCUAAGCGAGAGCUUAAGGAUGCUUUCAAAGAGAUGAAUCAUCAACACAUCCGACAGUUCCUGCUUAAACGUAGUUGCGAUUAUUUCGAGUUCAAGAUGAACGUCCCUUCUGCCAGUCACAUGGGAGGCAUUUGGAAACGGCAAAUCCGUACCGUACGCAGUAUUCUUUCUUCAUUAAUGGACCAAUCCGGUACUCAACUAGAUGACGAGUCACUUCGGACAUUUAUGUGCGAGGCAGCUGCAAUCGUAAACAGCCGACCCUUAACGACUGAUACUUUAAAUGAUAUCAAUUCUUUAGAACCUCUCACGCCUAACAAUCUAUUAACUAUGAAAUCAAAAAUUCUGUUACCACCACCUGGUAAUUUUCAACAACCUGACGUUUACUCUAGAAAACGUUGGAGACGAGUACAGUAUUUGGCUAAUGUUUUUUGGUCCCGUUGGCGAGUAGAAUAUUUACAGAAUCUACAAACUCGACAGAAGUGGACUCAACCCAUUCGAAAUGUUCAAGUUGGUGACGUUGUUUUGAUUAAGGAUGCUGAAUCUCCCCGAAAUAGUUGGAACUUAGGAAGAGUUGUUGUUGCGGAUCCAGACUCAGAUGGACAUGUGCGAAAGGUGAAGAUUAUGAUUGGUGAUCGUGCGUUGGAUGAUAACGGAAAGCGAGUUAAUCCUAUAUCAUACCUGGAUCGUCCAAUUCAUAAACUAGUUGUUUUAUUGGAAAACUAGACCGGGGUGUUCCCCAUCGAGGAGCCUUCGUUUUUGCGAUUACGAUUACGUCAGUGCGUUGCGGGACAUUUUGUUGUUCUAUCUUGCCAUACAUAUAGAUGUAGGCCUAUGUACAUUUUCGUUGCGAUUUGGUUAGUGCGAUACGAAUAUGGGAAUUCGAACAUUCUGUAAUAAUUGUCAAUUUUAGUCUUGGUAAUGUGCGUAUAUUUAUGUACAUGUAACAUGUAAUAUCUUUCUGCGCAGAUUGCAGAGUGUCUUGUCAUGCUUCAUUUUAUGAAAAUUAAAUGUCUUUAAUUUUGAGGAGCCAUGUAACCGAUUCAUAAAUCGGGUCAGUUUGUACGUUGGAACAGCCUUAAGUUAAUAUGAUAGAAGAGCUUUUAGUUUAAGGGAUAGGUUAUUGUUAUUGUCUAAUAAUAUGAACUCUCUGGACUGUUGUAAUGUUUUUUGAUGUAUGUUUUUUAUGUAUAUUAAUUUAUUACGUUAUAAACUUCCAGGCUGCGCUACGCUUCGUAAAAUAGUAACCUAAAGCAUUGAUUGUUAAAUUGUUUAAUAUCCCUGCGUAAUUAAUGCUCCCUGUGUCAGUCUUGCAAAUGGCUUUCCUAGAAACCAUGUUUUUUCGUUUUUGCGUGUGGUCAAGUUAACAGGCUCUUGGAGUUUUCACGUCUGUGUUACCGGCAUGUCUUUUAAUUCAAGUCUGGAAGUUCGAGUCUAAGUUGUUUGCGUUCAUCAUGAUUGUAUGAUAUUCUACGUUAGGCUAUUUCCAAUGUUUAUACGAUGAUAUCCUCGUCCGAUGUCAUGAAGCAUUAAAGAGACAAUGAAUAAAGAUAUGUAUAUGGUGUA
Molecule: messenger RNA, 3762 nt
Organism: Patella vulgata (common limpet)
Lineage: Eukaryota; Metazoa; Mollusca; Gastropoda; Patellidae
Exons: 2
Coding region: 1-1569 (522 amino acids)
Source: RefSeq, a predicted model, not a curated record